AUGGAAGCGGUCUCCGGCAAUGGUCGUUACAAUUGGGCCAAAGAAGUGAAGGAAUUCGACGAAACCAAAGCGGGCGUGAAAGGACUUGUAGACGCCGGCGUGGUGAGGAUCCCCAGAUUCUUCGUCCACCCACCUGAGAGUAUUCACAGUCCAUCGACGCCCGAUAAAAUGAGUGGUAUUGAACUAGAGCUCCCCACGAUGGACUUCCGAGGCGUCGAGAGUGGUGGUGCUCGGAGAAAGGAGAUUGUGGAUGGGAUUCGACAGGCGGCCUCGACGUGGGGUUUCUUUCGGAUGGUGAAUCAUGGAGUUCCAAUGAGCAAGAUGGAGGCCGUAUUAGAAGGUGUCCGACGAUUCCACGAGCAACCGGUGGAGGUGAAGAGGGAGUUCUAUUCCUCUGAUAGUAAGCAGAGAGUGAGGUUUACCAGCAAUGUUACUGAACUUGAUGUUGCAUGCUGGAGGGAUUUGUUAACUUGUGGUUUUUAUGAUGAUACAUUGGACUCUGAAGCUAUUCCUCUGGUUUUCAGGACAGCAUUGGUGGUCUACAAGUUUUUCAUCAAAAUCAAUGGAUUGAUGUGGCUCCUGUCCCUGGAGCUCUAA
Molecule: messenger RNA, 597 nt
Organism: Cornus florida
Lineage: Eukaryota; Viridiplantae; Streptophyta; Magnoliopsida; Cornales; Cornaceae
Product: 1-aminocyclopropane-1-carboxylate oxidase homolog 1-like
Exons: 2
Coding region: 1-597 (198 amino acids)
Source: RefSeq, a predicted model, not a curated record